ACUGAACCUGUCAGGAUGUCAGCAGAGGGAGAAGCCUGCAGCUAACAUUGGAUUUGCCGCUGGGACUCGGUAACUGUCCGACCCGAACCUGCGAGCUCCUGUGACCUGAUCGCCGGACUCCUGAGUUAUUUGGCUUGCGGCUCAAUUCCUUAAAUUCUCCACUCUCCCUCAGCCCAGGACCGCACCGCCUCACCCCAGCCUCAGACCUAAGCCAAGCCAUCAGCACUCAUGGGCAAGAAAAAAUCAGAAGUUUACUCUGUUGAGGUCAAUGGAAUAAAAGACAUCGAAACAACAGAUGAGGGGGAUGGCAAAGAAAAGUACAGGGGCCUGAAGAACCACUUGGGAUAUAAGAAGGAGCACCAGAAAGAAGAACUAAAGAAAGAACUUGAUCUGGAUGACCACAAACUCAGCACUAAGGAAUUAGAAGACAAGUAUGGAACAAACAUCAUCCAAGGUCUCACUAGCACAAAAGCAGCAGAGAUCUUGGCUCAAGAUGGUCCUAAUGCUCUUUCUCCACCCAAAGAAACUUCUGAAAUAAUAAAAUUCCUCAAACAAAUGGUGGGUGGAUUCUCCAUCCUCCUGUGGGCAGGAGCUGUCCUCUGUUGGAUUGCUUAUGGGAUUCAGUUUUCAAAGGACAAGUCUGCUUCCUUGGACAAUGUCUUUUUAGGUGUUGUGCUUGCCUUGGUGGUCAUCUUCACUGGGAUUUUUGCUUAUUACCAAGAGGCAAAAAGCACCAAUAUCAUUGCCAGCUUCAGUAAAAUGAUUCCUCGGCAAGCCCUGGUCAUCAGAGAUGGAGAAAAGAGGGAGAUCCCUGCAGAGCAGUUGGUUGUAGGAGAUAUUGUAGAGAUUAAAGGUGGAGACCAGAUUCCUGCUGAUAUCAGGAUCCUGGCCUCACAUGGAUGUAAGGUAGAUAAUUCAUCUCUUACUGGAGAAUCAGAGCCUCAAUCUCGAUCUUGUGAUUUUACCCACGAGAAUCCCUUGGAGACGAAGAACAUUGGCUUUUACUCUACAACCUGCCUGGAAGGAACAGCAACUGGCAUGGUCAUUAACACAGGGGACCGGACUAUCAUUGGAAGAAUUGCCUCACUGGCUUCUGGUGUUGGGAAUGAGAAGACACCCAUUGCUAUUGAAAUUGAGCACUUUGUCCAUAUUGUGGCAGGGGUGGCUGUUUCUAUCGGUGUCAUCUUCUUCAUCAUUGCAGUAUCUAUGAAAUACCCAGUCCUAGAAUCCGUCAUCUUCCUCAUUGGUAUCAUUGUGGCCAAUGUGCCAGAGGGUCUUCUGGCUGCUGUGACUGUAAGUCUGUCAUUGACAGCAAAACGGAUGGCCAAGAAGAACUGCCUAGUGAAGAACCUGGAAGCAGUGGAAACUCUGGGCUCCACCUCCAUCAUCUGCUCUGACAAGACUGGGACCUUAACACAAAACAGAAUGACUGUGGCCCAUCUGUGGUUUGAUAACCAGAUCUAUCAGGCUGAUACAAGUGAAGAUCAGAAUGCCCAGAUCUUUGACCAAAGUUCUGCAACCUGGGCCUCCUUAUCCAAGAUUGUAACACUGUGCAACCGAGCUGAGUUCAGACCAGGACAGGAAAGUGUCCCCAUCAUGAAGAAAAUUGUGGUGGGAGAUGCUUCAGAAACUGCCCUCCUAAAGUUCUCAGAAGUCAUAAUGGGUGAUGUAAUGGAAAGAAGAAAAAGAAACAGAAAAGUGGCUGAAAUCCCUUUUAAUUCCACCAACAAAUUCCAGCUGUCCAUUCAUGAGACAGAAGACCCCGAUGACAAGCGCUUCCUCUUGGUGAUGAAAGGAGCCCCCGAGAGGAUCCUGGAGAAAUGCAGUACCAUCAUGAUCCACGGCCAGGAGCAACCUCUUGAUGAAAGCACAGCAGCGGCCUUCCAGACGGCAUACAUGGAGCUGGGGGGCUUAGGGGAGAGAGUGCUGGGUUUCUGUCAUCUCUACCUGCCAGAAGAUGAGUUUCCAGAUACCUAUCCCUUUGAUGUAGAGACCAUGAACUUUCCCACCUCUGACCUCUGUUUUGUGGGGCUGCUAUCAUUGAUUGAUCCCCCUCGAUCCACCGUCCCUGAUGCAGUCACCAAGUGCCGCAGUGCUGGCAUCAAGGUUAUCAUGGUGACAGGUGAUCAUCCCAUCACAGCCAAAGCUAUUGCCAGAAGUGUGGGCAUCAUUUCAGCCAAUAGUGAGACUGUGGAAGACAUAGCAAAACGUCUUAAUGUUCCCGUGGAACAGGUUAACAAAAGGGAGGCAAAGGCAGCUGUGGUCAAUGGAAUGGAGUUGAAGGAGAUGAGCCCAGAGCAGCUGGAUGAGGUGUUGAUCAACCACACCGAAAUCGUCUUUGCAAGGACAUCUCCCCAGCAGAAGCUGAUCAUUGUGGAGGGCUGUCAGAGACAGGAUGCUGUUGUUGCAGUGACAGGGGAUGGAGUUAAUGAUUCCCCAGCCCUGAAGAAGGCUGAUAUUGGCAUUGCCAUGGGAAUUGCAGGUUCUGAUGCAGCAAAAAAUGCAGCAGAUAUGGUCUUACUAGAUGACAACUUUGCCUCUAUAGUGACAGGUGUAGAGGAAGGCCGCCUAAUCUUUGAUAAUUUGAAGAAAACCAUUGCUUUCACCCUGACCAAAAACAUUGCUGAGCUUUGUCCUUUUCUGAUCUUCAUUAUUGCCGGGGUCCCCCUGCCCAUCGGUACUAUCACCAUCUUGUUCAUUGACUUGGGCACUGAUAUUAUUCCUUCCAUUGCCUUAGCCUAUGAGAAAGCCGAGAGUGACAUCAUGAACCGGAAACCACGCCACAAGAAGAAGGACAGAUUGGUGAAUCAACAGCUGGCUUUGUAUUCUUAUCUACAUAUAGGAAUCCUGCAAUCUUUGGGAGCCUUUCUUGCCUAUUUCACUGUCUAUGCAGAGCAAGGAUUCAAACCUGCCAGGCUCAUUUUCUUACGGUCAGAAUGGGAAGAUGAUAAUAUAAAUGACCUUGAAGACAGCUAUGGACAAGAAUGGACAAGAUAUCAGCGGAAAUAUUUGGAAUGGAUUGGAUAUACUGCUUUCUUUGUUGCAAUCAUGGUCCAGCAAAUAGCAGAUUUAAUCAUCAGAAAGACUCGGAGAAAUUCUAUUUUCCAGCAAGGUCUCUUCAGAAAUAAAGUCGUCUGGGUAGGGAUUGUAUCUCAAAUUAUCAUAGCACUAAUCCUCUCCUUCGGCUUUGGAAGUAUUGCAGCCCUGAAUUUCACCACACUUCGGGUUCAGUAUUGGUUUGUGGCGGUACCAUAUGCCAUUGUCAUCUGGCUAUAUGAUGAGUUACGAAAACUCCUAAUCAGGCGCUACCCAGGAAGCUGGUGGGAUAAGAACAUGUAUUACUGAAAUUGCUUUUGGUUCCCAAGACUCUCCUUAAUUUCUCCCUGAUGAUGUUCAGCGUUCUCCAGUCACCUCUGCUGGCAAGUCUCCUGUGCAAUAUGGGCAUCGUCAAGAUCUAAACGCUGGAAGAAAUUUGUAUGAGUCUCAGUUAACAUACUGUAAAAAUGAAAUUUGACUUUUUGUAUAGGCUGUUUUUCUUCUGCACCUUGCCCUCUGUCCCUCUUGUUUGUUUAAAAUGUAUAAAUUCUAAAAGAGGUAGAGAAGAAAAAUAAGCCAUUGAAUAUGUACAUAAGUUUCCACAAUAUUUAAUUCUAUUGCACUUGCACUAUGUAUGAGACUAUUGAGUUUUAUGAAUUCAACCCGGGCAUGAUCGUGCAUGGAACAAAUCCUAGUAGACUGGCCUUAGAGGCCACAUUAUAAAGUAAAGGGUAUUUUAUAAAAUAAGGUUGUGAUGGUGUUGUUCUUAGACUCCCUGAGAAGGUGCUCUAUUUCAACUAGGAAGGUAGUUGAAAACUUAAGGGAGCAGGAUGGUACAGUAGAUAGAACACUGAGCCUGGAGCCAGGAAAACUGGAAAUUGAUGCUUAACAGCAUCUUACCUGACACUUUACUGUGACCCUGGGCAAGUGUCUUAACAUGUCUUAGCCUCAGUUUACUCAUUUGUAAAAUAGGGAUGAUAGCCCCUA
Vombatus ursinus (common wombat) is the source of this 4023-nucleotide messenger RNA. Its product is annotated as potassium-transporting ATPase alpha chain 2. Gene Ontology annotation, biological process: sodium ion export across plasma membrane; proton transmembrane transport; potassium ion import across plasma membrane. The record is from RefSeq and is a predicted model, not a curated record. The transcript is spliced from 23 exons. Gene Ontology annotation, molecular function: ATP binding; ATP hydrolysis activity; P-type sodium:potassium-exchanging transporter activity. Bases 229 to 3345 code for a protein of 1038 amino acids. Gene Ontology annotation, cellular component: membrane. Lineage: Eukaryota; Metazoa; Chordata; Mammalia; Diprotodontia; Vombatidae.